AUGUCCAGUCACAACUGUCAGCAACUUAUUAAUGAUCCUACUAGAGUAACUCCGGACUCUGAAACUUUACUUGACUUAAUCUUUGUUAGCAGCGAUCUGCAGGUUAUCGAAAGUGAAGUGCUAGAUUUGAUGAUUUCGGAACAUAAUACUGUCUCUUGCAAAAUAGCGUUAGAAAACCAGAAACCCAAGCCCUUGUUAAAAACCAUAAGGUCGUACAAAAAUUUUGAUAUACAUAAAUUCGCUGAAGACGCGAACAAAAUUGAUUGGUCUAGAUUUUAUCAAAUGUCAAACAUAGAUGAAAAACUUGCUUUAUUUAAUCAUUCCUUGCUCAUGUUAUUUGAAUUUCAUGCACCUCUUAAAACCAUUAAAGUGAAACAGCAUUAUCAACCUUGGUAUACCGACAAUUUAAAAUAUCUGAGCAAAAUCAAACGGAAAGCUUGGCUUCGUUACAAAAAGUCCAGAUCUAUUGUUCAUAAACAAUUUUUCUGUCAAGUACGAAAUUUCUAUAAUCUUGCUGUUGCUAACGAAAAACGUGCCUAUUAUCAGCAUGUUUUAAGUUCUGUUUAUAAUGAUCAGAAGAAGUAUUGGAAUAAAAUUAAGUCGCUACAAAUUGGUAAUCAAUAUACAAAUAACACAGUACCUACUGAAUUUAAUGUAAAUGACAUAAAUAAACACUUUAUUGAAUCUGUCCCAAAGUUUUCCAGCUGUGGUGAGCAGCAAUAUAUUUCAUCUUUUACUAUGCAAUCCUUUUCAUCUGAUCAAUUUUUAUUCAAACCGGUAGAUGUUGCAACAAUUGAGACCUUUGUUUCAAACUUGAAACCUAACUGUGCUGGUGUGGAUUGCAUUACAGGUAAAAUGCUUCAGUUAGCUUCUACUUGGUUUAGUGAACCACUCACUCAUAUUAUCAACCUCGCUUUUGAACAGGGACAAGUCCCUAAACUGUGGAACUUCUCUUUGGUGAAGCCGAUUCCUAAGAAAAAAACAUCUGUUUCUUUAGAUGAUUUUAGGCCAAUAAGUCUGAUUUGUAACACGCUAAAAGUGGCUGAGUUUGCACUAUGUGCUCAAUUUAAAACAUUUCUAAUGGAGAAAAACAUUCUUCCGUCGCAACAGUCUGGAUUUCGAGAAAACUUCAGUACAUCUACAGUUCUCAUUUCCUUGGUUGAUGACAUUUUUAGUGGAUUCUCCAGUGGUAAAGUCACUUUGCUAACUCUGCUUGACAUGUCCAAGGCAUUUGAUAGCCUCAAUAUAUCUCUGUUGGUUACCAAACUUAAGUAUUAUGGAGUGUAUGGAGCCACCUUGAAUUGGUUCCAGAAUUAUUUAUUUAAUCGUGCUCAGUUAGUUGACUAA
This is a messenger RNA of Zophobas morio, 1347 nucleotides long. RefSeq lists its product as uncharacterized. NCBI's taxonomy places the organism in Eukaryota, Metazoa, Arthropoda, Insecta, Coleoptera, Tenebrionidae. The record is from RefSeq and is a predicted model, not a curated record. Bases 1 to 1347 code for a protein of 448 amino acids. The transcript has a single exon.